AUGGCCUUCACCAACCCGCAGGCCGAAUAUGCACUCAAUGGACUAAAGCAUACCGCCACUUCGAAGGAUGACCCAAGCUCGGCACCUAUUUACAUGCUGGGCACUUGGGAGGUGUCGGUUGGUAUCCUCUUGUUGGUACACCAGGUAAACGGAAACAGCACUGGAGUCACGACGCUCCUAGGGUUGAUGAGCUUGUACAAAGCUGGCGUUGCCAUACUACUUUGGAAGAUUGGAAGCAGCAUGAGUAAGGUUGCCGGGAAUGUGGCUACGGCUGUUUUGUUCUUAACAUGGGCUGUUUUGAAAAGCUAA
Fusarium odoratissimum NRRL 54006 is the source of this 309-nucleotide messenger RNA. RefSeq lists its product as uncharacterized. The transcript has a single exon. The record is from RefSeq and is a predicted model, not a curated record. NCBI's taxonomy places the organism in Eukaryota, Fungi, Ascomycota, Sordariomycetes, Hypocreales, Nectriaceae. The coding region runs from base 1 to 309 and encodes 102 amino acids.